Molecule: messenger RNA, 1550 nt
Organism: Rhizophagus irregularis DAOM 181602=DAOM 197198
Lineage: Eukaryota; Fungi; Glomeromycota; Glomeromycetes; Glomerales; Glomeraceae
Biological process (GO): phospholipid transport; mitochondrial outer membrane translocase complex assembly; protein insertion into mitochondrial outer membrane
Cellular component (GO): SAM complex; ERMES complex
Source: RefSeq, a predicted model, not a curated record
ACUAUAUCACCUUAGAAUAGGAAAAAGUAAUACUCACUUACCUUCGAUUUCCUGAAAAAAAACAGAAUAAACAGUUAAACACCCGAAUUAUAAAUAUGAUGACGUCAUCUUCAAUACAAAUAUAAAUGUUGAUUAUCGGAAAUUAAACUUUUUGAUUUCAAAAGGGCAAAUGCAUGAUUUUAUGGAUUACUGCCUUCGUACAUAUUUCAAAACAAUUGGUUGGAAUGACGAUAAUCAAUAUUCUAACUUAUGUUCAGCUUCACGAGCUAUAUUGGACUUUCAAACACCACGCGGCUUAACAUUUGCAAUAUCUAAAAUUCAAUUUCCAUUACUCAAGGCCUCAUAUUCAAUGAACAUUUCACCAAUACUAAAUGGAUCAUUGGGGUAUCUAUUUACAUCACGACCAUUAAAAGUUGAUCCAAGUGAACAUGUAAAUUUUAUAGAAAUGAUCGAUAGAUUUCAUAUUAAUUAUGUUCCGAAGAAUUACCUCCAUGGGAACUUUGAUAAUAGUGAUAACUCUAAGAUUAAAGAUUAUUUACUUUAUGGACGCUUAUUUGUUCCAACUGGUCGUCUUGAAGCUAUUUACUCUAGAAAAUUUUCUCAAUGGAUGCAAUGCGUCGUCACAGCUGUUAGUGAUCCAAGAUCAAAAGCAGCUUCACACGUUACUACAGAAUUACAAUAUGAUGUUGGACAAUGGUGUACUGAAUUGUCUUAUACAACCGAUGGAGAAUUGUUCGGUGUAAGAGGAUUAUAUAAUUUUACAAAUUACAAUCAAGAAGAAAUAAGUACGAAUUCAAAUAAUGAAGAAUCGAUUGUACAGAAUAAAAUGAAAAAGAAAGUCAAAGAUAUCGAAACACCUUUAGUUGAAAGAAAUGUGUUUGAUGUACCAUCCGAGUCUGAAGAUGACGAAGAAGUAGAAGCACUGAAAGGAGAAUGGUCUAUUGGUGCUGAAUUAUAUUAUGGUAUAAGAGAAAGAAGUGGUGGAGUUUCCGCUGGGAUACGUUAUCGAACACUUCCACAAUUUUCAUCACAGUCUCCUCUUAGCGUAACUUACUUGAUUAAUCCAAUUAUGGGUCAUAUGUCAGCUGCAUUUGCUGCGCAAGUAUCUGAUGACUUAGCAUUAUGCCCAAGAUUUGAUUUUAAUAUGUAUAGCUAUGAGAGCGAUUUGAUAAUUGGUGCUGAAUGGUGGCAAAGAGAAAAAAGUGACAUUGAAUGCGAAAAUCAAUCGAAUGAUGAUACUGUUAAUAAGAUGGUUUUACAAGGUGAAGUGAAUGGAAUUGUAAAAGCUACAGUAGGAACUUCUAGAGGUGUCACUCUUUUAUGGGAAGGAAGAUAUGGGAAAACGUUGUUUAGUUUAGGGUUAAUAGCGGAUUUAACUUCUAAAAUAUCACCUAUACGGUCAAUUGGAUUACAAUUUCAGUACUUUUCAUAAGAGAAAUAAUUGGUCAACUAUUUUAUUUAUAACAAUCCGUGAUAUUAAUUGCUGUGAUGCUGUCCCUGAUAGUGAUCUUAGAGGCAAAUUAAUCUUUGUAAAAUAUAAUUUAUAAAAA